Molecule: messenger RNA, 3127 nt
Organism: Cyprinodon tularosa
Lineage: Eukaryota; Metazoa; Chordata; Actinopteri; Cyprinodontiformes; Cyprinodontidae
Gene: dusp8a
Product: dual specificity phosphatase 8a
Exons: 5
Coding region: 631-2412 (593 amino acids)
Biological process (GO): protein dephosphorylation; negative regulation of MAPK cascade
Cellular component (GO): cytoplasm
Molecular function (GO): MAP kinase tyrosine/serine/threonine phosphatase activity; protein tyrosine/threonine phosphatase activity
Source: RefSeq, a predicted model, not a curated record
AGAGCUUGAGGAGAGGAGUGAAGUUCCGUCAUCCUUCUCACACAGAGAGUCAUAGGAGGAGGGAAGCAGAGGGAGGAGCGUAAACCGGUGACGGAGCGAAUCAGAGACUGGGAGAGUUGGAGCGGCACAACAAUAGCAGACUGCUCUUCUGGCUGUGGACACUCAGACACAGAGAGCGUUCAGAGGAACACAGCCGCUCUGUGGAACCAGCUGCAGGCGGAUCACAGCUGGAGUUUACAUACAGGCGUUUCUAGCUACUCAUUUUGUUUUCUUCUUGCUCACAGAGGAUAAUAAUCCUCACAAGACCACAAAUUGCCAUAUAUUGAUGCAGGAGCAUUCUAGGAAUUUUUUUGGUUCUGGCACAACAUUUUUUGGCCAUAUGUUGACCUGAAAAGUCUACAGACACUUCUGGACUUAUUUCUUUUUUGGAUUCUGAAGUAUUUUUUUGAAGAAGAGUGGAUUUUUCUGAAUUUUUAAAUAUUUAAUCUUAUUUGGAAAAAGCACUUCUAUUUGUGCUAUAUAUUUUUUUUUGUUGGUUUAUUUGGCAGGGACUCUUUUUGCCUCUGAAAGAAGGGGACACAGGAACAUUUCUUGCUGUGUUUGCUUGAGACAGAGCUUGUACUGAGGGGGAUGCCUCUGGAUGUGGUGAUUGCCCCCGCAGAGGACUGCUUUUGGCCGGACCUGCAGGAAUCAGACAUGAGGCUGAAGAUCAGGGUCCGCCGGAUGAAGCAGGGGAGAGAGCUUCGAGGAGGUUUUGCAGCUUUUUCCUCCUGUUUCCCCGGCCUGUGCGAGGGGAAGCCUGCCACUGCACUCCCUAUGAGCUUGUCCCAGCCCUGUUUGCCUGUGGCAAAUGUAGGACCUACUCGCAUCCUUCCACACCUCUACCUGGGUUCACAAAAGGAUGUUCUCAACAAGGAACUGAUGGCUCAGAAUGGCAUCACCUAUGUGCUGAAUGCAAGCAACACCUGUCCCAAACCAGAUUUCAUCAGCGAGAGCCAUUUUAUGCGUAUCCCAGUGAACGACAACUACUGCGAAAAACUGCUGCCCUGGCUGGACAAAACAAAUGAGUUCAUAGACAAAGCUAAGGUGUCAAACUGCAGAGUGAUUGUGCACUGCCUUGCUGGAAUCUCACGAUCAGCCACCAUCGCCAUUGCUUACAUUAUGAAGACAAUGGGCUUGUCAUCUGAUGAUGCUUACAGGUUUGUAAAGGACAGGAGGCCGUCCAUAUCGCCCAACUUUAACUUCUUGGGUCAGUUGCUGGAGUUUGAGAAGGGCCUGCGGUUACUACAAGCUUUAACCACUGACGACAAGAAGUCUGAAAACAACUCCAAACAAAGCUCAGAUAUUAAUGGUGUCUCUUCUGGAUUGGAGAUCAACGGUCAUCUCAACAGCAGUGACUCAUCUGUAGCAGAUCAUCACACCCAGACUGAACCCAAACUGCCAUCUCCCACCUCCCUCCAGCAGGGCUUUAAUGGCCUGCACCUCUCCGCAGAGAGAAUUAUGGACACUAACCGGCUCAAACGCUCCUUCUCUCUGGACAUUAAGUCUGUCUACUCUCCUAACAGUUCACAUUGCCCCAGCAUGGCACCCACUCAUUCUGAAGACAUCCCCAAAUUGUGCAAACUUGACAGCCCAGGGACAGGCACCUCCAACGGUGUCUGCUCACAAUCGCCCAUCCUAGACAGCCCCGGCUCAUUCGAUUCUCCAUUCCCCUCACCAAGCAGCGGGGGCAGCAUAGGUGGUUUGGGUGGAAGUGAUGGUGUCCAUCGGUCUGGUACCUCCUCAUCCAGAUCCAGACGAAAAACCAAGCACAGCUGUGGCACUUCUCCGGUCCAUUCGCAUCCACAUCAUCCUCCACAGACCCUCAGCUUGUCACUGGACCACAAGAGCCCAAGCCUGGAAGAAAAUCUUAGGGGCUCCCCGCUGCUCUCACUACCCUCCCUGCCGACUUUAGGAUCUGGGGCUAUGUGGACCAAACACAGAGACACUGUUCAGGCUACAACUCCCGUCACCCCAGUUACUCCAACCACAGAUGCUCCCUGGCAUUUUGGAGCAGAAGAAGGUGGCAAGGGAGAAAUGGAGCUGGGAGGAGAGGAGGGAAGGGUAGAGGAGUCAUCAGUCCGCUUUGGUAGCAGCUCGGUGUACAUGGCGUUUGGGUGCAGCGAAGGCGCAAGGUUACGGGACAAAUCCCAGAGGGAAAAGUCAUCGGUGUCUCAGACUCAGAGGGAUCACUGGGACUCCACAUCCACGAGCUCCAGCAGCAGUGUACCUGCAUCAGAACAGUUUAAGCGGCGCAGCUGCCAGAUGGAGUUCGAGGAGGGCAUUUCUGAGACGAGAGCCAGGGAAGAGCUGGGGAAAAUUGGAAAACAGUCAAGCUUCUCUGGAAGCAUGGAGAUCAUUGAAGUGUCCUGACAGAUAAUGGACCUGAUCCAAGCUGUCCUGUUUGGACAAAAAAUGGACCUGUUUCUAAAGGGAGUGCAAGAAAAGGAACAAUGAGAUGGAGCAGACGAAGGUUGUUGGGAUUUUUUAAAGCUCCUCUCCACAGACAGUGUUAAAGACUCCAACUGAGAGAAGGACAGAUUCAAGCUGAGAGUUAAUGUGAACAGUUUGCAAACCUGGACUGACAGAGCCUCAGAUGUGGUGUUUAGGUAGCCAUACUCAUCCUCUUACAAAUUUGAGGGAAGCGCCUGGGGAAAGGGGAAAUGAAGGUGUGACUGUUGGUACUGCAACUUUUAUUUAUGUGAUCUCCACCACAGGUUAAAGGAUAUCACCCCAAGCACACAUUGCAUCCUAUUAAAUAGAACUUCCUGAUAUUCAGACUCAUAAUGUUUGCCUGUGGUUAAAUGUAGUGUGUGCUUCCGUGGGUGUACAGCUUGUGAUUUGAUCCGAGCCCCAUCUUUCGUCUCAAAUCUCCAUCCCCGUAUCAAAGAACCUCAGAACCAUGCACGGCUCCAUCCACCCCACCACCAACUUCCUACUUGUGGCUUUUUCCGCCCCAAAUGCUGCAAAACAACACCAACAACAGCAGUGGACUCCUUAAUAGUCUCCUUCUAUUAUCACAGCACAAAGCAGAGAGGUCCAACAAACUUGACUUAAAGACGGUACUGCAGUCAAGUGACGAAGGAUC